AUGGGCGAAUUAUUUAUUGACCCCGUCUUGGAUAUUCCAUCACUACAACUACGUCUGUCGCCGCAGUACCACUCUCAUGAUGAUGACAGUAACCCUACUAGCAUUCAUGUCUUUAUGACAAUCACAACUCGACCUGGUCGGUUUACAUCGACGACGCCAUUUCUAACGCUUCCUCUUAAUCGCGGGCCUACAGAAACAGCCCGCUAUGAUGGAAAUGCUAUAUCCGCAUCCACCAGCUUGGGCCAGGCUCUCCCACUGCGGUAUGAAGAUGAAAAAGACGGGGCCGACAAGAUCCGCAAAUGGUACCUUGACAGCACUGUAUUAGAAACAGACAUCAUAGUUGAAUUUGUGUCCUUCCCUCGAAAGACGGACAAGUAUACCCCGACUGGACCCCGUAUCGACCUCCGCACCGACGUCAACGGCGGCUUGAUAGGCAUGGGCGAAGGCUUCAUCCCGGUUGUACCUGAAGAAUCUGCAAACAAAACAGACAACACUUCCAAAGAGUGGAAUGUUGGAAUCGAAUGGGACUUGCAGUGUUCUCCUCCAGGGACAAGAUGCGCAUGGUCCUUUGGCGAUGGACCUCGUCAGAAGCACCGAGGCUCUCUCGACGAAACCAUCACGCACGCCAUCUUCGCAGUAGGGCAACUCAAGCGGUAUCCAGAAUGGACAUCAGAAUUACAUCCCCAGACAAAGCAGCGCGAGUUCGCCAUGUACUGGUUCGGACAGCCCUUCCUCGACAUGACGACCCUCCCGCCCUCCACAGAAGUCAUCUUCAACGCCAUCGCCUCCUUCUUCUCAUCCACCAAACCCUUCCGAGUGUUCCUACGACAAGUCCACACCAUAUACGGAGGCACAGGCGCCACAGACAGCUACCUCCUGGAAUACAGCCUCCCUGCCAAGGAUGAAAUAACAGACGACAGCAUGGCGGAGCUGCUCGCCCACGAAACAAUACAUGAGUACACGGUGCUGGAGCCUGCCAAGUCCCUUCCAGACGGUCAGGAAGAGCCCGAGGAGACAUGGUACACGGAGGGUAUUGCCAACUACUACGCCAUUAUUGCGACUUUUGGGGGUGGCGCCAUGUCGCGCAGACAGCUCCUCAAGUCUCUUAACGGUUACGCACAGGCUUACUAUACGAGUCCGACACUUCAUAUGGACUAUGGUGAUGCUCUUAGACGGUCGUGGGAGAAUGUGCACAUCACGCGUCUCAGUUAUGUGCGUGGCUUUAUGUACCUAGUUGCGGAGAAGGCUCGCAUCGAGGCUGCUACCAAGGGUAGUAAGUCACUCGAUGAUGUUGCACUGCAGUUGUAUAGACGUCAGUUGUCUAACAAGUCGCAUUCUAUUUCUGACUACCGUGCCGUGGUGGCGGAUAUAUAUGGCAAGGAAGAGGAGGCCAAGAAUUACAGCGCCAUGUAUCGUGGGGAUCUGAUAGUCCCGCCGUCUGACUGCUUCGCCGACCUUGGACUCAAAUUAGUUCGAAGGGAUGCGGAAAAGUUUGAAUUAGGCUUUGAUUCACGACCCAUGGCGCAGGAUCACGUCAUUAGAAAUCUUGUAAAGGGGACGAGAGCACAUCAGGCGGGUGUGUUGGAGGGGGAUGAGGUGAUGGAGUCGUGGAUGGCAUGGGGAGCUGCUGAUCACUUAGAUAACAUGAUGAGGAUUAAGGUCAAGAGGGGGAAUGAGGUCAAGGAGAUUACGUGGUGGCCUCGAAGUUUUGAAAAGGUCGAGAGUUAUGUGUGGGUUGAGGCGUGA
Molecule: messenger RNA, 1746 nt
Organism: Pochonia chlamydosporia 170
Lineage: Eukaryota; Fungi; Ascomycota; Sordariomycetes; Hypocreales; Clavicipitaceae
Product: peptidase m61 domain-containing protein
Exons: 1
Coding region: 1-1746 (581 amino acids)
Source: RefSeq, a predicted model, not a curated record